CUGAAGACACCUUCCGGGUCCCUUAACCCGGCUAAGUCCAAGCUGCCAUGAAGUGAAUAAACACCGAGAGGUUUUGUUUGUCCCCAUCACCACCCCCGAAUCCCUAGCAGCCAGUCCGUGCUACCUCGAUACCCUCGACUGCGUUCGGACGCCAAGACUGGGCGGGGCCCCGAGCUUCGGAGCCCUUCCUGUGGACGACGAAAGCUGAGGCCGCGCGCGGGAAGGCGGUGGCCUCGGGGACAACGCGGCCGGUGCUUGGGGCCGGGAGGCCCCAUGGCGCCGCCCCCAGCCCCGCUUCUGGCGCUGAGACCGGGGGAGACUGGGCCUGGUUACAAGAAGCCCGGGGCCGUGAGCUUCGCGGACGUGGCCGUGUACUUCUCCCCGGAGGAGUGGGGCUGUCUGCGGCCCGCGCAGAGGGCCCUAUACCGGGACGUGAUGCGGGAGACCUACGGCCACCUGGGCGCGCUCGGGUUCCGAGGCACCAAGCCAGCUCUCAUCUCCUGGGUGGAGGAAGAGGCCGACCUGUGGGGCCCGGAUGCCCAGGAUCCGGAGGUGGGAGAGUGUCUGACAGAAGCAGACGCAGCAGAUACCAGAAACAAGGAAGAGAAAAGACAAAGAGAAGGGACGGAGGCCCUGGAGAAGAGCCUUUCUGUGGAAGCUCGGCGUCCUGGGCUGAAGGCCCUGACACACCCUUCUGCUGGGCUCCCUUGUAGCUUGGAGCAGCCGUCGAAGGCACCUCGCCGGGGUCGCCCCCCACUCUGUGCCCAUCCCCCUGUCCCAAGAGCCGACCGGCGUCAUGGUUGCUAUGUGUGCGGGAAGAGUUUUGCCUGGCGCUCCACCCUCGUGGAGCACACGUACACCCACACGGGUGAGAAGCCCUUCCGUUGCCCUGACUGUGGCAAGGGCUUCAGCCAGGCCUCCUCUCUGAGCAAGCACCGGGCCAUCCACCGUGGGGAGCGGCCGCACCGCUGCCUGGACUGUGGUCGGGCCUUCACCCAGCGCUCUGCCCUCACCACCCACCUACGGGUCCACACGGGCGAGAAGCCCUACUGCUGUGCUGACUGUGGCCGCUGCUUUAGCCAGAGCUCUGCCCUCUACCAGCACCAGCGGGUCCACAGUGGCGAGACUCCCUUCCCCUGCCCGGACUGCGGCCGCGCCUUUGCCCACGCGUCAGACCUUCGGCGCCACAUACGCACCCAUACGGGCGAGAAGCCCUACCCAUGCCCAGACUGUGGGCGCUGUUUCCGACAGAGCUCUGAAAUGGCAGCCCAUCGGCGUACCCACAGCGGUGAACGCCCCUACCCCUGUCCUCAGUGUGGCAGGUGCUUUGGCCAGAAGUCAGCCAUGGCCAAGCACCAGUGGGUCCAUAGGCCUGGUGCCGGGGGACACAGGGGCCGGAGUGCCAGUGCAUUACCUGUGCCUCUGGCCCCUGGCCAAGGGGACCUGGACCCACCUGUGGGCUUCCAGCACUACCCAGAAAUAUUCCAGGAGUGUGGGUGAUGGUCUCAGAGAUGUCAAGGCAAAGGGUGAAGAUCUAGACAUUGCCCGAGGCCCAGGUUGGGCUCAGGUGCCUGAACAUCUGUGGCAGCUCCAGGGAGGUCACAGAAGUCCAGGCAAGAGGGGGACCUGGGGGAUGAGGACCCUCUUAUCUUAGUCCUUCACGAGCUUCAUCUGCUGACACCUUGCUCCCUACUGUCCCAGACUCUAGAAGCCCCCUCUGCUCCGUUAGGGCUGAGGUAGGCUCCUGCACAUGAUCUCCCCUGUGGGGGAAGACGAGGCUGUUUCUCCGCUUAGACAUGCUAAGAGGAUUGGGGUAGAAGGGAAGUUUGCUGUAUCCACUGUCUUUACUGCAGGAGUUAAAAACGGACAGCCAUGUACUCAAUCUGGCUCCUAGCAACCUUUUACAAAUUAUUUUUGGUCCAGCCAGCAUUUAAAAAUGUUACAAAUCGUGGUUAAGACUUUAAAGGAUGUUUCACACAAAAA
This is a messenger RNA of Ailuropoda melanoleuca (giant panda), 1983 nucleotides long. Its product is annotated as zinc finger protein 688. The transcript is spliced from 4 exons. The coding region runs from base 274 to 1500 and encodes 408 amino acids. Gene Ontology annotation, cellular component: chromatin; transcription regulator complex; PcG protein complex. The record is from RefSeq and is a predicted model, not a curated record. NCBI's taxonomy places the organism in Eukaryota, Metazoa, Chordata, Mammalia, Carnivora, Ursidae. Gene Ontology annotation, molecular function: RNA polymerase II cis-regulatory region sequence-specific DNA binding; DNA-binding transcription factor activity, RNA polymerase II-specific. Gene Ontology annotation, biological process: regulation of transcription by RNA polymerase II.